AUGGGCCUCCUUCAUGAAGCUCGUAUCUUCUUCAUUGGGGAAAAACCUGAGACGAAAGCGGAACGUCGGUUGUUGCUCAAGAUCGAUACUUUCAUCCUGUCUUAUGUCUGUUUGACGCAAUGGGUCAACUAUAUCGACCGAGCCAAUUUGGCCAAUGCCUACGUGUCAGGAAUGAAAGAAGAAUUGAAUUUCAAAGGAAAUCAAUACAAUCAGGCCGUGUCGAUCUUCACCGCUGGUUACAUCGUUGGAGGUAUUCCCAACGCUUUGAUCGUGUCCUCUAAUAGAAUCCGACUCUCCUUCUGGUUCCCAUUCUGUUGUAUGAUGUGGGGUAUUUUGACUUUGGGACUGGGCUUCUGUCAUCAUGUUUACCAAGUCCAAAUCAUUAGGUUCUUCCAGGCCAUCUUCGAAUCGUCAUCUUUCGCUGGUUCUCAUUAUAUCCUCGGAGCUUGGUAUAAACCGAGCGAAUUAGCCAAACGAUCUUGUCUCAUUACUGCAGCUGCUAAUGGAGGGUUCUUGUUGUCGGGUGUGCUUCAAGGAGGAAUCCAAUCGACUUUGGACGGGAAAGCUGGUUUAGCCGGUUGGCGUUGGUUGUUCAUCAUCGAUAGUUUGAUCACUGCUCCUAUUUGGAUCAUCGGUUUCCUUACUUUCCCAGACACGCCAUACAACACGAAAGCAUUUUACAUCAACGAAGAGGAAAAGAGACAAGCAGUCGAACGUCUUCCUCCUCAUACUCCUACCAAAGUGACCUGGGGAGUAUUUUUGAAAGUUGUCAAAGAAUGGCGUUUCUGGGCAUUUGCAACUAUGUUUUCAAUCAACACCAACAUGGAAUUCGUCGGUCUUUACUGUAAACCCAUCCCUGUCCUGAAAGCAAUCAUGUCUCUAUGGCUCAAGUCGACCGGAACAUACACCAUCCAGCAAAUUAAUUAUUAUCCUUGUGGGGUGUAUGCAGUCAUCAUCGCGGGUACAGCGUUCUUCGCCUUGUGGACAGAUUAUGUUCAUUCGCGUUGGUGGGUCAAUUGUGUGAUGCCUGUCGGAGCUGGUCUUUCUGCGAUUUUAUUAUUGGUAUGGGAUAUUCCUACUGGUGCUAAAUUCUUCGCCUAUUAUAUAGGAGGUUUAGGUUAUAUUGGUCAAGCAGUCAAUUUCGCAUGGGCAAAUGAGGAAUGUAGAGAGGAUGAUCAAUUAAGAUCAUUAACACUUUAUUCCAUGGUAUAUGGUAGUAACGUCACAAUCGCCUGGUUCAACAUCGCUCUUUUCCCUGUGACCCAUGCUCCAAAGUUCAGAAGUGGUCUCAUCGCUGUCAUAGUGACAUGCGUCAUCUCCCCUCCUAUGGCCAUAGCUCUCCGUUGGGCACUCAAGAAACGUCAUGCUAGACUUGAUCGUGAACAAGCAGAAUUCACCAACGAAGUCUCUGGAACGGAGGUAUUUGACGAAAAAGCUGCGUUAGGGAAAGAGGGCGAACCUUUAGCUAGAAUCACUACAAUUCCCGUUUUGCCUUAA
This is a messenger RNA of Tremella mesenterica DSM 1558, 1497 nucleotides long. RefSeq lists its product as uncharacterized. The transcript has 21 exons. Gene Ontology annotation, biological process: pantothenate import across plasma membrane. Gene Ontology annotation, molecular function: pantothenate transmembrane transporter activity. The record is from RefSeq and is a predicted model, not a curated record. Gene Ontology annotation, cellular component: plasma membrane. The coding region runs from base 1 to 1497 and encodes 498 amino acids. Lineage: Eukaryota; Fungi; Basidiomycota; Tremellomycetes; Tremellales; Tremellaceae.